Molecule: messenger RNA, 5225 nt
Organism: Cynoglossus semilaevis (tongue sole)
Lineage: Eukaryota; Metazoa; Chordata; Actinopteri; Pleuronectiformes; Cynoglossidae
Gene: prima1
Product: proline rich membrane anchor 1
Exons: 4
Coding region: 2021-2638 (205 amino acids)
Source: RefSeq, a predicted model, not a curated record
GUUCGUUUGUUGGAGACGCUGCCUAGUAUCUUCCAGAACAGAGGAAUGCUGCUCCAAGAUCUCCUGAUGCCAUUCACUCUAAGUUGUUGGCCUUUCUUCAUCGGUCACUGCCUUCUCUCACUGUUUCUACUCUCGUGCCAGGUAAGGACCACGGUCAGGUGCACGACUCGUCCGUUGACACAGCUCAGAACCAGAGGUUGAUUUACUGACGGACUGCGGUCCGGAGCAGUGGAGCAGACCGUGUCUUAGUCAAGUCCCGUCCGCCUCAGGCUGUCACCGUAAUCACUACUGUGCAAAAGUCCGAGACAAGCGGUAACACUGUGUUGUUGCAGCCAAGCCUGACUAUUCUAAUUAUUUACAGCCUCUCCAUGAGAUUCAACCAUCAAACAAUUGGCAAAUAUUUACAUGAAACACGUACGCUACAUUGAAAUGACAGUGUCGUCUGCAAAUGUGUUGUGUCAGGGCUUGUUCAGCACUUCUUGGAGUUCUUUUUUUUUCUCCGUCUAGUACAGGGUGUUAAACUCAUUAUCACCGGAGGGGGGUGCGGGGGGGGAGGCACAUCAGCACUAAAGUUCCCCUUAAAUGACCGGUUCUGAAAUUGAUUAUUAUUUAUUCAAUUCAUAAAUAUUUUGUCGUAGGUGUGUUUUUAAUAUAUAUAUUUAUCAGGUUAAGAAACUCUGCUGUAUAUACUUUAUUAAAAGUGAUGACUUAGAGGGCCGCAUUUGGCCCCCGGACCUUAAGUUUGACACAUCUCAGAGAUGCCACUGCUUCGUGGCCUUUGGUUUUUAAUACCUUUAAUCCACUAGAGACUUCUCUCUACUCUCCUCCCCUUCGGAGAAAGUUCAUCAUUUCCUGCUCACUUCUAACCAUAUCCAGAAAACAUCUGGGCACAAACUGUAGGAUCUGGGUUUACCGAUCACGUAUUUCCAACAUAAGGAGGAUCUGGACCGCAGGCGGGCCAGACUCACCAGUAAUGCCACUCAUUUCAUCAUCGUACAUCUUCCUGAAAUGUAAAGUUACAUCACUGUUUCCUCCACAUCUAUAUAAAUCCUUAAAGCCUACGCUAUUGAUUCACCUCCACACCAUCGCAGAUGCCCACUUUUCCACUUUUCAAGGAAUAUUCUCUGCAGAUGAUGCAUGUACGCCCAUUAUUUGCUACUUCGAGCUGAGACGCGGUAGAGGAUGGAUGCUUAGUCCAUUCCUGCGUGCAAAAACAGAGCCUUUGGAGGAUGCUCCUUUUGAGCUCCCCUUAAGGUUUGUCAGUAUAAUACCAAAUAUAUUUUAUUUUUCAUUUAGCCUGUUACAGUAUGGUUCCUGUGGACUGUCAAUAGAGACUAUUAGUGGAUUUAAAUACUAUGAAUUAUCAGUGUUUCUGAUCUUAAAUUUUAAAAGGGCUUUGUCCAGAUGCAGUCCCAGAAGCUGACUGUCAGAGAAGAAAGUGUCUAAGAGACUUCUGAGCUCAUGGUCUAGACAGUCAGUAUGUCCUAAAACGGUCCAUUUUACGACGAUACAAAUUGUUGUUGCAUUUCAAGCUUCAGAUUCCACCCCCAGUUGGGAUUUUUAUUUACAUUAUAAGAACUGAAACAUUUUUGUAAGGUUUGUCAUAGCACUGCUGUGAUUUCAGAACAGCUGGCUGAGUCUGGAGUUUUCGCAGUAUUGUGUAAUACAUGUACAUGCACUGCACAUACUAGGUGCUGAGGUAACCAUCGCCAGGGAACACCUCGCAGGAGCUCCUCACAUGCAGAAUUUCCAGUAGGGCAUUUAGAAACGUGUGCGUCUGCAGGUACACUCACACUCACACUCACACUCACACUCACACUCACAGCCACAGCCACAGCCACAGUCAGUCGUCCCUCUGUAGUGGCCAUCUGUGUUGGCAUGAUAACAAUACUCAGUUAUCCCAGCAGGAUCCCUGCAGCAGGCAUAUGUUAGUGAUGAGUAUUCUCACCUCUGCCCCGCGCUGCUGCCUACAGAUAGUUGUGAGCUGUUGUUCACACUCGGCGCUGUGUUGCCAGGGUUCAUGUGUAAUAUGAUCUGCCUGAGUUCCAAGUCCACCUACACACACACACACACACACACACACUCCUCAGGGCAGUCUGCUGCCCACUGUCUGUGGGUGGUUUCUUGCAGGGAGUGUUCUGCAGCCGCGGACGUGCUACUAUUGAGCAUGUGCUACAUAAACAGCAGCCCCAGUGACAACAACAACAGAACUGGAGCUGUGAUGUGGAGAGAGUGCGUCCACAGAGGACGUCCACAGAGCAGAGGAGAACUCCAGAGGUCAUGCUCACGGACUUUGGCUGAGAAAGUAAGUGAACAGUGCCAGCUGGCAUGCCACUGUAGGAGAUAUCCACCCUUCCCUCCUCCACCACCUCCACCUCCUCCUCCACGGCUACUGGGCCCCCCAGAGCCCGAACCCAUGGUGCCCUUGUUGCCUCCCUGGUGGAUGGAGAUGGACUUUAUAGUCCUGGGAACAGUGGGCUGUGCUUCAGUGGUGUUCCUGCUCUCAGCCAUCAUCAUCUGCUACAAGGCCAUCAAAAGGAAACCACUACGCAAAGAAGAGAACGGGACGAGCCGCGGGGAGUACGCCAUGAGCAUCCGCAACAAGAAGUCCAUGGGUACCAACAACACUGUGGUAUAGACUGUCUCCUAGUGGACACGGGAAGUGACAUCAUCACUACCAUCUCUCACGUGACUUCAGAUGCAACAAUCGCUUCUCAUCCAAAAUGCAACAGGGUUUUAUUUUAUUUUCCUACCCCAGUGACUCGAUACGUUCCCUCUUGGCUUGGCACGUGGCCCGGACUGAAGACUCUAUUCUGCUCAAGAGGAGCCGUAAACGACGGAUGGGGGAAAAAAAUGAAGGCCAAAAUGGGGGGAGCGAAAAAGCUACAACCCCCCCUGGUGUCCACAGUGGCACAGCAGGCUGAACAUUAUACUCUGAAUAACAACAAGUGUUGCUGACAGGCUGGUUGGCCGCUGGCUGGAGAGGAGCUGUCUGCCAGUCCGCCGCAGAUCCAGACCUCACACACUGUUGACAUCUGCAACGGAGCAACAGACAAUGCAGCGGCUCCGCAGUCUCAUGGGGGGGUCCCCACAGGACAUGACCUGACACACACACUCAUACACACACACACUCAAAGUAACAUGCAUGCCGUUUUUAACAGAGAAUGCAAAUUUUUUUAUAUUCCACUCAUCACACUGUUCGUCCUUCAGUUCUCCACGGAGGCUUCGUGAGAGCCGCAACGUUACCGUUGGUCCUGGAGCUGAGUCGUGGAUUCAUCUGACUAUGCAAUUUAGAGAAAUUCAUAUUUGAAAAAAAAAAGGGGGGGGGGGGGGUGUUAAAAGAGAAGCAACUACAUCGAACGGCGACUUCUUGUUAUUUUACCAUGCCAAAAAAUGCCACUAAAGACUCACUGUAAUAUACUUCAGUCUUUCAUCCAUUUAUUUGCUGUGUUUAUUUACCAACAUUUGAAUUUAUUUUUCUACUUAAACGGAAGAAGAAGACUUGUCUUGUGAGUUACCGUUUUGCAUCAUGAAAAAAAACGAAGACUUCUGGAUGAAUUUCAUUGUUUCCUAAAAGCACUGUUUUAUAACUGAAUAGAUUUUAAAACAUAAUCGUACACCCCCCCCCCCAAGUUAGUACACUUUAAAAAAAAUGCAAUAAAAUACUACAUUUAGUGAUGCACUCUUAAUGUGUUAAACAUUUUUAUUUUAUUUUUUAUUUUUUUUACAAAUGUUUGCCUCCGGCAGACUCCAAAACUAGUAGGGCAAUCAUGGGGUAACUCUUUAAUUCCAGGGGUCAACAGGUGAGGGCGGGGCACACUGUGGGCAGUUAGCUAGUCCAAUGUAGGGCCAUGUGUAGCGACAACCAAGGCAGAAACAGGAAGAACAUUCAAGCUCCAUACAGAAAGACUGGGGUUGGAACCGGCAACCAGUACUGAUAUUAUUGGAAAAUAACUGUUGGGACGUUGAAAGUGAAAAUGACAUUAACACAAGACAUUUUGUGACAAAUUUUAACCAAAUUAGCUUAAGCCUGUAGAAUUUUACUGCGUUCCUGCGCAACGUUGAAAUAUGACUUCCCCUGUGGUGUGUUAGGUGUAAAUGUCUUCACAAAUCAGUCCCACAGCCAUGUGAUUAUGUGCCUCCUGGUACUGGAUAAUGGUGGUUUCUAAUGCAGCACUGCCGCCGAGGUCAGAGGUCAUGCAGCAGCAGUUUCCUCCAUCGACCCUAACGCAGAAAUGUCUCAUGACUUCCUGAAUAUUUUUAAAAAUACAUAAUCAACUCUAGACUGUGAGAGAGAGACAGAGAGAGGCAGAGAGAGACAAAGGGGAAGAAGAGAGCAAGAAAGAACGGAGAUAAGAGAGAGAGAGAGAGAGAGAGAGAGAGAGAGAUGGGUGAGUACUGUGCUCUCCUUUGCCCUAGUUGUUUUGGAGAGUGUUGGAGCCGUUACUCUAAAAUGAUUAAUUAACAUCAUUUAACAAAGUCAUUUUUUUUUGCAUUUUUCUUCCUAAAUGUGGAUUAAUAUGAAUUACCAAAGGAGGGAUUUUGAUUUGGACUUUUUAGGAAAUGUACUAACAUAAACCGGGGGUGUGUAGUUUGCGACGCUCCAGUGCUAAGAGCCUGCUGUCGGUUUGUUUGUCGGUUUGACGCUGAUGCAGAAAACUUGCUUGCUCUGCAGAGUUUUGCCGUGUGCAACUGUUUUGUCUCUGGUGGUUUGUUUCCCCCUGUGUGGAUGUGUGUUAUUUCUGUGCUCCGUCGUACGCCAGCCUCCGUCUCUGGUUCAUGUCAAGACGACCCCGUCUCCCAUCACGUUCCGUGUGCCGUCACAGGUCAGCCGAGUCCCGGCCAGAUGCCUUCAGAAGGGGUUGACAAUCUUCACUUGUCUCCGUUCUGUCAAGAAGGGUUCGGUCCAUCACUGCAGGGACAGGGGACACGGACCCCGGGCUGACCCUGUUACUGGUGAGAGACAGGAGACUGAACCGACAGCCAGGGAUCAGGUUACACAGGCUGAGGACGGCCUGAGCAGAGCAGGGUGUUAGUCACUGCUGUCCUCCACCGACGUCCUCCAGGUCUCUGCCUGAAAGAAAAACAAAAGUGAGCUGGAGCAUCAGUCGACAGAGAAUCUGUGUCUGUCUGGACAUUUGGUCUGUCUGUCUGUCUGUCUGUCUGAAUGUCUGUAUGUCUGUCUGUCUGAAUGUCUGUCUGUCUGUCUGUCUGUAUGUCUAUCU